Messenger RNA from Pimephales promelas (fathead minnow), 8429 nucleotides. RefSeq names its product host cell factor C1b (gene hcfc1b). The record is from RefSeq and is a predicted model, not a curated record. Gene Ontology annotation, biological process: chromatin remodeling; regulation of DNA-templated transcription. Gene Ontology annotation, molecular function: protein binding; transcription coactivator activity. NCBI's taxonomy places the organism in Eukaryota, Metazoa, Chordata, Actinopteri, Cypriniformes, Leuciscidae. Gene Ontology annotation, cellular component: histone methyltransferase complex.
UUCACUAGCUUGUAUGUGUUAGCUUAGCCCCGUUAGCAGCUAACUAGGCGCUCGUGCUGGUAGCGUUUAGCUAGCCUCUGCAAGAUGGCGGCAUACACAUCCUCAUCGAGCUUUUCUUUUUCUCUUAGAUGCCUUUAACCAAACCUGCUUUUUCUUUUACUAAACGGGGAUUCAAGAAAAAAAUACACAGGAGCCCACCUGCACGUGAUGUUGUUUAUGUGUAAUUAUUUUGCUUUAUUUCUCCCGGAAUUCGCGUUUCUUCAGCCACCGGCGUCCGUCUAUUUAUUUUCUUCUCGUGAUGAAAAGCGUCGUUUGCCGCUAAAAUGGCGGUUCGCGCAGAUUUGAGCGGCUAACAUGCUAACCGGCCAACAUUAAUCACACGCUAUACUUUUGGAUUCCGAAGCGCACAAACACUAAUAUUUGUUAUAGUGUGAUUUUUAGUACCUUUGGGGCAGUAUUUGGCCAGAAAUAACCUUGUGGAAUUCGAACAGAAUUUGGUGACCUAGUUAGCUCGCGCGAAGGCUACAUUGUACUAGCGGGCUAAUCCGGUUAGCACAGAGUUUUUGACACACGAAUGCUGUUGAAAUCCGAACUAAAACCAGCGCUGUCCGUGGGAUUUGUGUUUCGCUAGAGAAGUGGACAUGGCUUCUUCAGGCACCUCGGCUCUGCAGCCGCGCUGGAAGAGGGUUUUGGGCUGGUCUGGCCCGGUUCCUCGCCCAAGACACGGACACCGAGCUGUGGCCAUUAAAGAGCUGAUGGUGGUGUUCGGCGGAGGGAAUGAAGGCAUUGUGGAUGAGCUGCACGUCUACAAUACAGCCACCAAUCAGUGGUUUAUUCCUGCUGUCAGGGGUGACAUUCCUCCCGGCUGCGCUGCAUAUGGAUUUGUGUGUGACGGCACCAGACUCCUUGUGUUUGGGGGCAUGGUUGAGUACGGAAAAUACAGCAAUGAUCUUUAUGAACUACAGGCCAGUAGAUGGGAGUGGAAACGUUUAAAGCCCAAAGCCCCCAAAAAUGGCCCACCACCAUGUCCUCGCCUGGGACACAGCUUUUCUCUAGUUGGAAACAAAUGCUACUUAUUUGGUGGACUGGCAAAUGACAGUGAAGAUCCCAAAAACAAUAUUCCCAGAUACCUGAAUGACCUCUACACACUCGAACUACGCCCAGGGUCAAGCGUAGCAGGCUGGGAAAUGCCUAUUACGUACGGUGUGCUUCCCCCUCCUCGCGAGAGCCACACCGCUGUUGUCUACACAGAGAAAACGUCCAAAAAGUCUCGUCUCAUCAUCUACGGCGGGAUGAGUGGCUGCCGCCUUGGAGACCUUUGGACUUUAGACAUAGAUACUUUAACCUGGAACAAACCUGCCAUAAGUGGAGUGGCACCUUUGCCCCGCAGUCUCCACUCUGCAACCACUAUAACCAACAAGAUGUUUGUGUUUGGCGGAUGGGUCCCUCUGGUUAUGGAUGAUGUCAAAGUAGCCACACACGAGAAGGAGUGGAAGUGCACAAACACUUUGGCAUGCUUAAAUCUAGACUCAAUGUCUUGGGAAACCAUCUUGAUGGACUCUCUCGAGGAUAAUAUCCCACGGGCCAGAGCUGGACACUGCUCUGUUGCUAUUAACAAUAGGUUAUACGUCUGGAGUGGAAGGGACGGCUAUCGCAAAGCCUGGAACAACCAAGUUUGCUGCAAAGAUCUGUGGUAUUUGGAGACAGAUCGUCCUCAACCCCCAUCACGUGUUCAGCUGGUCCGUGCCAACACUAACUCUCUGGAGGUGAGCUGGGGGGCAGUGCCUACCGCCGACACUUAUCUGCUGCAGCUACAGAAAUACGACAUCCCUGCUGCAACAGCUGCCACAUCGCCUACGGUCAACCCCGUCCAGUCGUUACCCAUCAACUCCCCUAGGAGUCCGGUGCCCGCCACUGCUGCUCCUGCAGCUCAGAGCAUGCCUCUCUCUGGGGUCACACUGGUGCCACAAGUCCCUUCCCCCACAACCGCCAUGCCAACCAGCCCGCUUGCUGCCUCACCUCGUGGACCAGCUAUUCUUAAAGUGGCAGCGCCUCAUUCGACCCCCGGGACGUCAGUCGUUACUGUGCGUCAGGCCACUCCUGGAGGAAAAUCCCCAGUCACGGUUACAUCACUUCCUGCAGGCGUCCGCAUGGUUGUCCCCGCACAGAGCACCCAGGGGACGCCAAUUGGCAGCAGCCCUCAGAUGAGUGGCAUGGCUGCUUUGGCUGCAGCUGCAGCCGCCACACAGAAGAUCCCGCCCUCUUCCACUGUGCUAAAUGUUCCAGCUGGAGCCACCAUCAUGAAAACCGUCAAUGUUACUCCUGGAUCCACAACUCUGCCGGCUACUGUCAAAGUAGCUUCACCUGUAAUGGUUACUAAUCCUGCGACCCGAAUGCUAAAAACAGCUGCAGCCCAGGUCGGCACUUCCUCUAUCUCUACUCCCAACACCCCGAAUCGACCAAUCAUCACUGUGCACAAAUCAGGCACAGUAACCGUAGCUCAGCAGGCCCAGGUUGUUACCACCAUGGUCGGAGGAGUCACCAAAACUAUAACCCUAGUUAAGAGCCCCAUCACAAUGGGUAGCAGCGGUGCUCUGAUCUCCAGCCUUGGGAAGAUGAUGUCUGUUGUCCAAACCAAACCAGUACAAACAUCUGCGGUCACCGGACAGGCUGGAGGCAGUCCUGUCACUCUAAUUCAAACAAAGACUCCUCUGCCUGCUGGUACCAUCCUGAAAUUGGUCACAUCUGCGGAUGGCAAGCCCACCACAAUCAUUACAACUUCCCAGGCUGGAGGGGCUGGCACCAAACCUACUAUCCUGGGCAUCAGCAGUGUCUCUCCAAAUACCGCCAACAAACCAGGCACCACCAUUAUUAAAACAAUCCCUAUGUCUGCUAUACAACAAGGAGCAACAGGUGUGACUAGCAGUACUGGCAUGAAGUCACCCAUCACGUAUAUCACCACUAAGGUUGUUACUCCUGGCACGGGUACUCCGGGGAAAAUCAUAACAGCUGUGCCUAAGCUAACAGCAGGUGCAGGACAACAGGGGGUCACACAGGUGGUCUUGAAGGGGGCACCAGGACAGCCCGGCACUAUAUUACGCACUUUGCCAAUGGGCGGAGUGCGUCUGGUUUCACCAGGGACUGUGUCUGCCGGCAAACCAACAGUUACCACACUGGUCGUCAAAGGCACCACGGGAGUUACAACUCUGGGUACAGUAACUGGUACUGUAUCAACUAGUGCGGCAGGGGUCAAUGUGGCAAGUGCUAAUGCCAGCCUGGCUACUCCUGUCACCACACUUGCCUCCAUCGCCACUUUGUCCAACCAGGUGAUCAAUCCCACGACCAUCACUGUAUCUGCUGCCCAGACCAGUCAAGCCACCGCUACAAUACAAUCGGCACCCCAGCCUACUCAAGUAACCCUGAUCACGACUCCAAGUGGUGCUGAAGCCCAGCCUGCACAGGAUCUUCCUGUCUCCAUCCUGGCCUCUCCCACCUCAGAGCAGCCCUCCACCACUGGUGCUGAUGCUGGUGACGGCGCUGGCGACAGUGCUGCCACCGUGACACUGGUCUGCUCCAACCCACCAUGCGAGACCCAUGAGACUGGUACAACCAACACGGCUACAACGGCUUCUGCCAAAAUGGGCACCGGACAGGUUUGUUCCAACCCACCAUGUGAGACCCAUGAGACUGGUACAACCAACACGGCUACAACGGCUUCUGCCAAAAUGGGCACCGGACAGAUUUGUUCCAACCCUCCGUGUGAGAUGCAUGAAACGGGAACCACCAACACAGCAACCACUGCCUCUGCGAAUAUGGGCAGGGCACAGCAGGUCUGCACCAAUCCACCCUCAGAGACGCAUGAUACGGGCACCACCAACACAGCCACUACUGCCAGCUGCAACAUGGGCUCUCAAAAGAUGGGCACCGUGAACAGUAAGAAGGAUGCUUCUUCGUCAGCUUCAUCCUCAGCUUCUGGUUCAGAUCAUGAAACGCCCGCCACACAGGCUGGCACCAUGCGGCAGGAGACUCUCCGCACGGGUACCACCAACACCUCUACUACCGCCCGCUCCAACAUGGGCUCUGACCAGACGGGAACAGUGCAGAGCUCCAGCAAGAGCCAAGCUUCCAUCUCCUCUACUAUGAUUCCCGUUUGCUCCAGCCCUUCAAGUGAAACGCUGGAGACGGACACCACAAACACUUCAGCUGAGUCUGGUGAUGUCCAGCAGGUCUGCUCAAAACCACCUUGUGAGACGCAUGAAACGGGGACGGCUGAAACUGCUGCACAGUCAAGCGCCAGUAUGGAAAGUGGGCAAACUAAUGUUGUGGAGAGGGUGUGCUCCAAUCCUCCCUGUGAAACGCACGAAACGGGCACCACCAACACAUCGACCCAGGCCUCGUCUACUAUGGGUGCAGGAGAGAGUGGCACCGUGCAAACAGUGUGCUCCAAUCCUCCAUGUGAAACGCACGAAACGGGCACCACCAACACACCGACCCAGGCUUCAUCUACUAUGGGUGCAGGAGAGAGUGGCACCGUGCAAACAGUGUGCUCCAAUCCUCCUUGUGAAACACACGAAACGGGCACCACCAACACACCAACCCAGGCUUCAUCUACUAUGGGUGCAGGACAGAGUGGCACCGUGCAAACAGUGUGCUCCAAUCCUCCUUGUGAAACACACGAAACGGGCACCACCAACACACCGACCCAGGCCUCGUCUACUAUGGGUGCAGGACAAAGUGGCACCGUGCAAACAGUGUGCUCCAAUCCUCCAUGUGAAACGCACGAAACGGGCACCACCAACACACCGACCCAGGCCUCGUCUACUAUGGGUGCAGGACAAAGUGGCACCGUGCAAACAGUGUGCUCCAAUCCUCCAUGUGAAACGCACGAAACGGGCACCACCAACACACCGACCCAGGCCUCGUCUUCUAUUGGUACUGAACAAAGUGGCGCCGUGCAAACAGUGUGCUCCAAUCCUCCAUGUGAAACACACGAAACGGGCACCACCAACACAGCCACCACUUCUACAAGCAGCUUAGAAACUGGAGAAGGAACAGCCCAGCAGGGUGGUGAUGGACAGAGUGACAGCGGCACCAGCACAGAACCCACGUCAUCUACAGAACCGGCCAAUCCCACAACACAAAGCAGAGCCAUCACCACAGUAACACAGGCCACACCCACUCCAGGACCAUCAGUACCGGAGAUUUCGUCUAUGGCCGGAUCUGCGGUAGUGGCUGAUGUCCCGGGAGAGGCGGAGGCCAUGGAGCAGACCAGCGCAGAGGCCGUAGCAGCGGGAGAAGAGCCCAUGCAGACCGAGUGUCAGGGAGAGCUCAGCGAAGAGGGAGCCAUCCGGGUCGUUGCCAUCGAUGAAAGUGCAGCGGGUGACGAGGGAACCGUGCUACAGGUUCAUGUUGCCAUGGAAGCACAGCCAGGUCAAGGAGAUCAGGCUGAGAUGGAGGCCGGUGUGGAUGCUGCGGAAGCGAUGAGUCUAGCUGCUCAAGACUCAGAAGCACUCGCCCUUCCCCAGGAGCUGAUGUCUGCAGAAGGACAGCAAACUACCCUCAUGGUGACUGGACUGACCCCAGAGGAGCUGGCUGUGACGGCAGCGGCUGAGGCUGCGGCACAGGCUGCGGCAACUGAAGAAGCGCAGGCCCUCGCCAUCCAGGCCGUCCUACAGGCGGCUCAGCAGGCUGUGCUCAGUGCGGGAGACGCAGGUCAUGACGGGCACCAGUCCACCACCAUCCCUAUAGUUUUGACCCAGCAGGAACUUGCUGCUCUAGUUCAGCAACAGCAGCAGCUCCAGGAGGCGCAGGCGGCUGCAGCCCAGCAGUUGAGUGCUGAAGCGGCUGCAGCUGCACUGCCUACCGAAGGCUUGGCACCAGCAGACAGCCUCAACGACCCUGCGUCUGAGAGUAAUGGCCAUGAGAUGGCAACCGCUGUUACUAGAGCCGUGGCCAGUCUCCUUCCACGCACUUCUGCGGAGACUCUAGCCCCAUCAAGUACUUUUGCACCAUCUCAGACGAUUUUGGUCGCCAGUCCUGCCAAGAUGCAAGCAGCCAAUGCUUUAGCUGAGGUGGCCAAUGGGAUUGAAUCGGCUGCUGGGAAACCUGAAGCGCCUCCAGCAGUCGUGAGGCCUCCAGUGAAGAAAGAGAAUCAGUGGUUUGAUGUUGGUUUCGUUAAGGUCACAAACAUGGUUGUCACUCACUAUUAUGUGCCAGCUGACGAUUCAGCAGUUACUGAGGAUGAUUCUGGCACAAUCCCAGACUACAGCCGAAUGAAGAAGAUCGAACUGUCUCCAGGCACUGCGUACAAGUUUCGCGUGGCCGGUGUCAAUGCGUGCGGCCGUGGAACGUUCUCCGAGGUCUCUGCGUUUAAAACCUGCUUACCUGGCUUCCCUGGAGCGCCGUGUGCCAUCAAAAUCAGCAAGAGCCCCGAUGGUGCCCAUCUGACCUGGGAGCCUCCAUCAGUAACAUCAGGGAAGAUCAUUGAGUAUUCAGUGUAUCUGGCCAUCCAGAGCUCGCAGACGGUCGAGGCGAAAGCGUCUACUCCGGCUCAGCUUGCCUUUAUGCGGGUGUACUGUGGCCCCAACCCGUCCUGCCUAGUGCAGACGUCUAGUCUCUCCAACGCCCACAUCGAUUACACCACCAAACCCGCCAUCAUCUUCCGCAUCGCCGCCCGCAAUGAGAAGGGCUACGGCCCCGCCACGCAAGUCAGGUGGCUACAAGAAACCAAUAAAGAUGGCUCUGCGGCCAAACCUGCAGCAAAGAGGCCGGUCUCGUCACCUGAUAUGAAAGGCACUGGUCCAAAGAAGGCCAGAUCUGACCAGUGAGAGCUCACUGUGACCCCUCACUCCGCCCUCAUUAUGAGCAGAACCAUGACUGAAAUCCACUUCCUGCUGAAUGACCUUCCUGCUUCCACUUCUCACACCAUUCCAUCCUCGAAAUGCAACGAAAUGGAAGGAAACUGCAGCCAAAAAAAGGAAAACAGUUUGUUUCCAUUUUUGAGAAAUCUGCUCCCAUCACUGGACAUUUUGGUGCCAUGUGGACGCCUUAUUUCCAACUGUAUUUUUAAAAUAACCCCAUAAAUGUUCCUCCUCAAAAGCACAUACAUUUGCUUUCCUGACAAUUUUGUGUAAAGAGAUUCCAAUGGCAGCGUUCAGUCUCAUUAUGUUCAAUCUUUGUUUUCCUCCCUUGAUAUUCUUUCUUGUUUUUUUAAGCUUAUUUCAAUACAAGCAAUAGAUAAACAGAAAAAUAACUUUGCUCUUGUCAGUUUGUUGAUGAUUUAAUUAUUUGGCCAAGUCUGUGUUAAAAACGUGCUGAAAGGAGACCGGUAUACGGAAGAGGCAGUGCGGAUGACAAAACGGCGCAGGGGAAACAUCAAAAUAAAAUGAAAACUAACAGCACUUGGUGAUGCUUGUGAGGGAAAAGACUCAGAGAAUCUGUAAUUAUUCAUUCACUUCGAGUUCAGUAGCCUGUUUUUCAUCACUGUGUUCAUAUAUUUGCUGUGAGGGACAACUGAGGACUGCAACGCUGAAGACUAAAAGACUUCAAUCUAUGUAGAUGAAAAGCAUACUACUUUUGCAUUGCGUCAACCAGAUCUUGUAUAAAGAGAGAGGGAAAAAAAAUCCCCAAAAAUAGUAAAUGAUUGAUACAGGAGUUCUUUGUGUGUGGUUUAUUUUUGUAUUUUUUUUUUUUUAAAGGGUUUUCCUCAUUGUGUGUUUCAGGGCAGUUUUAAACCUCACACCUGUUCAUCGCUCAUUCCUGCUGUCUCCAUGUUUAUGGAUUUGACACGGGCUUGUCUAAUGGCCACAGUGUUUCACAUCCCAUGUUCACGUUAUGAAUCUUUAUUUUGGGAAUUGUAGUGUAAAAUAUAUGUAUUUGUUCUGGACAAUGACCCACUUUUGACAACUUUGCUUCUUUUCCCUCAGCAUUUUAUUUUUUUGUCAUUUAUAGGAUCCUGCUGCAGAAUUCCCCCCCAUUCUUGUCAAUAGUCUACAUUUCCUGUAAAUUUGCUUUUCUGAGUCUCAUUUCUUUUAUAUGCUUGGUUUUGUGAGUUUAUGGAUACGAAUUGGGAUUCUCAAGCUGUGCAGAAAAAGUUUGAACCAUUUUCAUUCUCUGCGGACUGUUUGGAGAUGAUGUUUAGGGAUGCAGGCCUGUGUAAAUGCUAAAUAGGUGGAAAUUAACAAGAGGUUUUGAUGAGUGUUUAAUGGAAGGUAGAAACAGUUUGUUCCUGUUUCUCGUGGUUGGGAAAAGAUGGAUUGUUGGUUUAGCCAGAGUUUGAGCUCCGUUGUAAAUUAGUUCUUUCACGUAGCAAGACGUAAAACGAAAAUCUCUUUGCCUUUUUUAUAUAAUUAUCUGUAACAAAAUGUUUUUACAUGUUGUCAUCUAUUGAUUGCUUUUGUGUCUUGACAUAUAAAAGUAAUGGAAUUCUG